Cryptomeria japonica (Japanese cedar) is the source of this 1970-nucleotide messenger RNA. Its product is annotated as 3-epi-6-deoxocathasterone 23-monooxygenase CYP90D1. Lineage: Eukaryota; Viridiplantae; Streptophyta; Pinopsida; Cupressales; Cupressaceae. Gene Ontology annotation, molecular function: iron ion binding; heme binding; oxidoreductase activity, acting on paired donors, with incorporation or reduction of molecular oxygen. The transcript has 9 exons. The record is from RefSeq and is a predicted model, not a curated record. The coding region runs from base 50 to 1465 and encodes 471 amino acids. Gene Ontology annotation, biological process: multicellular organism development; brassinosteroid homeostasis; brassinosteroid biosynthetic process.
GUAUCUAUGUGCAUAUUCAUUACUUCUCUGCAAAUAUUUUAGGUUCAUAAUGGCUGUUUUGCAGAUCUUGGGCGCAAUAGUUGCAGGAAUAUUAGGGUUUUUGUGGCUUGCUAUGCUGUGGGCAGGCCAGUUACACAGGCCUAAACGUGCCCCACCUGGAAGUUUUGGAUUGCCUGUGAUUGGUGAAACUCUACAAUUCAUUAGAGAUAGCAGAUCCAAAAAUCCCCAGGUUUAUGCAGAUAAAAGAAAGGCUAAGUAUGGGCAACCAGUUUUUACUACCCAUCAUAUGGGGUACCCGACAGUGAUGUCCAUAGAUCCAGAAGUGAAUAAAUUCAUAUUACAGAAUGAAGGCAAGUAUUUUCUGAGCAACUAUCCCAAGUCGGUGCGAAGUCUGUUUGGGGAAGGAUCCAUUGCCAGCACUUAUGGCGACCUGCACAAGAGGAUUCAUAAUGCAGUUUUGAGCUUCAUUAAUACUACAAAACUCAAGCAGAUUAUCAUGGCUGACGUUGAGUAUGUUAUCAAGACAAAUAUGAGCAACUGGGAGGGGCGAACUGUGUAUGUUGAAGACGAGUGCAAAAUGAUGGCCUUCAACAUCAUUUCAAAAUACCUUCUUGGGCUUAUGCCUGGAGAAGAGACCAAAUUUCUAAUGAAAGAAUAUAAGAAAUUCAUCGAGGGGAUCAUUUCCUUACCAAUCAGAAUUCCUGGGAAUUACUAUAAUAGAUCAAUGACAAGUAAGGAGAAUUGUAUAAAAGUUAUGGAAAAGAUUGUUGAGGAGCGAAGAAGGAUUCCACACUCAGAAAAUAAGGAUAUUCUUGAUGCCUUGAUGAAUGAUACUGAUCAAAAUGGAGGAAAAAUACCAGAUCACAUCAUCUACAAUAAUAUAAUGAAUCUAUUUGGAGCAGGAGAUGAAACUGGUCCCAUGGCGAUGAUGUGUGCAGUCAAAUUUGUAUAUGAAUGUCCAAAAGCUUUGGAUCAAUUAAGGGAAGAACACUUUGCGAUUAGAAGAAGAAAAGAGUCAGGGGAACCAUUGACAUGGAAUGAUUACGCUAAUUGCAUGACCUUUACUCACCAGGUUAUUAAUGAGACAUUGCGACUUGUAAAUCCUGCUGCUGGUGUGAAUAGAAAGGUUGUAAAGGAUGUGGAGUUUAAAGGAUAUUUUUUCCCCAAAGGGUGGCUUGCAUUUCCCUACUUCAGAAAUGUGCAUCUUGAUGAGACUGUGUAUCCAGACCCUCUCACAUUCAACCCUUGGCGCUGGGAAAAAAAGAUACCAAGCAUUUACUUCACACCUUUUGGAGGAGGCCCAAGAAUAUGUGCAGGCCAAGAAUUGGGCAAGCUGGAAAUCGCUAUUUUAUUGCACUAUCUAGUAACCCAGUUCACAUGGGUCCACCAUGAAGAUGAGAUAAUAAAUUUCCCUGCUGUGAGUUUUGUGAAUAAGUUGCCCAUAACUGUAAAACGUCUGCAAUGAUGAGAAAAUACCAGAAGUGGCCAUUGUUCUACAGCAUCCAUGAAAUAGAAGAUGGUAAUUUAUACCAAGACUGAGUUUAUGUUCUAUGCAGAUAUAUAGAUAUAUAUACUAGUAAGUAUUGAAACUUAGAAGAAUUUAGGAAGUUCAAAUAUAUGAAUAUAUCACUUAAGAUAAUAGUCCUGAAGAAAUGUUCGACUGUGUGGAGGUUAUAAUUCAUGGUGGCUUCAUAUACUGAAUAAUUUAUGUUAAUAGGAUGAAUAAUUUAUAUUGAUAAGAGUAUUUCAUGAAAAGAAUCUUUGUGAAAAGUAUGUUUGAAAGUGAAAGUCAUUGCUGGGCUGGCAGCUCGCGGGCUUCAGGCUUCAUGCCCUUGCUGGGCUGUUGUGCUCGCAGGUCUGAACCUUCAGAAAAAAAAAAAUGUAUGUUUAAAAAUUGGGUGAAUUUUGGCUGGACUCCUCAUGUCAUUUGAUUAGAAGUUGUUCUAAAUAUGAUGAACGGUUUCUUUGUA